Leptosia nina is the source of this 1662-nucleotide messenger RNA. The record is from the annotation of a GenBank genome assembly. Lineage: Eukaryota; Metazoa; Arthropoda; Insecta; Lepidoptera; Pieridae.
AUGGCGGGCGGUAGCUACGGCCGAGGGCUGUGCUGCCCUAUGUUUCGGAAGAGGCUAAUUGUCUGUUUGCUGCUAAUGCUUGCUGGCUCACUAUGUACCAUCGGAAUCGUCACAUCUGGAUACUCCCGACUACCUCGUGAAUACCAAGUGGAAAGUCAGAUUGCAGAAAUGCAGACACAUCUUAAGUUUUUGGAAUCAUUGUACAGGGCGAGACAGGAGGACAUUUUGAACUUACAGCACCAAAUUGGAAUGACCACCGUUAACGGAUCUCAACAUGCUACGUUGGCAUUUGAUCAAAGCACUGUUGCUUCUGAUGUCACGGCUCUACUCAAUGUUUCCGACUCCUUAGUCUCGCAAGGACUUCACUCCAAGGAGUUGUCGCUCAUGAAGACGGUGUUCGUGUUCCAACUGCUGCCGCACCUGAUGAACGACCCGGGUAGUCUUCGUCCAGCCUUCCACAUGAGCGGGAACCGGGGAUUCGUCAAUAACGUCAUCGGUAUACCCACUGUGAAACGCGACAAGGAAUCCUACCUUAUGAUUACUCUGUCGCAUCUGAUAGACGGGUUGACUGAGGAAGACAUGGGCGAUACCUUGAUCAUCGUGUUUGUUGGUGAAAGCGAUCUAGACUUUGUUAUCCAAACCGCAAAGGAGAUCGAAGCUAAAUUUUCGAAGCACGUCCGCAGUGGUCUUAUCGAGUUGCUGUCACCAUCUGCGUCAUAUUACCCGGACUUUGAAACGGUUCCGUUGACUCUCGGUGACUCCGGUAAGCGUGUCAAGUGGCGCACCAAGCAAAACUUGGACACCCUGUAUCUCAUGGCGUAUGGACAAACCAGGGGCACCUACUACCUUAUGAUCGAGGACGACGUCAUUGCCAAGAAAACGUUCAUGAAGGAAAUAAAGCAGUACACGGCUUCAACUUCAGUGACUGUGCCGAACUGGUUUUACAUCGAGUAUUGCAACGUGGGGGGGAUCGGCAAACUCUUCAAGUCUUCUGACCUCAUCCACUUCAUCACAUACGUCCAACUCUUCUACUACAACAUGCCCAUCGAUUGGCUGCUGGAGAGCUACCUCGCUGACCGCGUUUGCACCGUCGACAAGACGAGCGCAAAUUGUGGCAAGAACAAAUUGCUUAUCCGCCCCAAAUACAAGGAUUCUCUGUUCCAACACAUUGGCCUAUAUUCGUCUUUGAAGGGGAAAAUACAGAAAGAUCCCAAGUUAUCGAGCGGAAUGCCAAAUCAUUUUCCCCACAAAAAUCCACCAGCCAGGAGGGUCUGGACUGAAAUAGAGACUCAGGCUGAACACAAAUUGGAAGCUGCGUAUAGGGGGGAUGGAUUUUUCUGGGGCAUUAAUCCAAAAGUGGGAGCUACCAUUGAAUUCUGGUUCGAAAACCCAAUAGAUCUGGCAAGUUACACGUUCCGCUCCGGCAACGGUCAACACCCGAAUGACAAGAUCAAGGACACGGUAGUCGAAAUAUACACUCACACCACGAAGACUUUCGUCGUGGUCGAUUCGUUUGAUGAAUUCGGACUUGCUGAUGGCGCUAUUAAGAGAGACUACUUCCCAAUUGAAGGUAUCAGGCUGCGUGUGAUCAAGGACAUCCCCCAUUGGAUUGUACUUAGCGAGAUUGACCUCAAGACAUCUGACAAGGUCGGGCAGGAAUGA